AUGCCUUCUUCUGGGGUUUCCAGCCGUAAGCUCUACCAGUUGAUCGAACGCGAGGGUUUUGAGUCUCUUAUUCCUUGUCUUCGUUGUGUUGCCCAGAAUAAGACGUGUAUCCGAUCCGAUCGUUCCUAUCGCUGUGCCGGUUGCAAUCGCGCUGGUGGUACAGUGAAGUGCGAAAUGCCCAAAGAGUCUUUUACCGAUGCCGAAUGGCGCCGUUUGCUUUCGUCCCAAACCUCCCUGGAGGACGAAGAGGAAAAGAUCCUUCUCGCUCAGCAAGAGAUACUGCUGAAGAAGCGUGCGGGUGAUUUCAUCGCCCGUGAUUAUAAAGAAAUUGCUGAGUUGGAGGAGCUUGAGCGUCGCGAGGCGGAGGAGUUGCAGCGCCUUGAGGACGAACGCCUCGAGUCCGAGUGA
Penicillium cosmopolitanum is the source of this 408-nucleotide messenger RNA. RefSeq lists its product as uncharacterized. NCBI's taxonomy places the organism in Eukaryota, Fungi, Ascomycota, Eurotiomycetes, Eurotiales, Aspergillaceae. The record is from RefSeq and is a predicted model, not a curated record. The transcript is spliced from 2 exons. Bases 1 to 408 code for a protein of 135 amino acids.